AUGAGCCAGCACCACCAGUUAACCGUCAAACACAAAACUAACAGCACCGGGGCAUUGUGGGUAAUUUAGCUUCGGCGUCACAUGUUGGGGACAGCAUGGCUGGGAAAAGGAAACUCGAGGACCUCAGUUUGGAUGAUUUCCUGCGGUCAGGCUGGGAUUCAAAUGACGAAGAGGUGACUGCAGACGAACCCCCCAAGCAAAAUGGACUGAAGAUAAAGGACGAGACGAAAGGACUCAAUAAGGAUGACGCGAAGCACUGUAAAGCAUCCCAGCACAAGGAGCAGCUGUCAAGAUUAAAAAAUAAAGAUCCAGAGUUUUACAAGUUCCUGCAGGAAAACGAUCAGAAACUCCUGAAUUUUGAUGACACUGAUAGCUCUGAGGAUGAGGAUGAGGAUGAGGACAAGUACCACAAACUGCCAUCCAUGCUGGAGGAGGCCAGCGAUGAGGAGAAAGAGGAGGCUCCAAAAGAUUCUAAGAAAUCCAAGACAGACGAUGCCAAGAAAGUCACUGAAAAAAUGAUCAAAGACUGGAAAGCUUCUCUGAAAAAGGAACCUACUCUGCGUCUCGUCAGAGACAUCACCCAGGCCUUCAAGGCCGCUGUUGCUACAACUAAGGGCGAAGGAGAGACCCAGUGCCGAUACAAGGUGGAUGACAGUUCAGUGUUUAAUUCCCUGGUCCUCUUCUGCAUCCGAGACAUUUACAGCGCCUUCCAGCGGAUGCUCAAUUUAAAAGCAGAUACACACCAGAAACGGCUGGUGCUCCCACACUCUAGUAAAAAAUGGCAGAAGACUCAAAUAGACAUCAAGAUGUAUCUCAAUGGUGUCAUUCAGUUGUUAUCCUGUUUAACAGAGCCCACAGUCAUCAGCGCUGUCCUGCGACAUGCCAACCAGCUCGUACCUUAUUUUCUUUGUCUUCCCAAACAGUGCCGACCCCUGGUUAAGCAAUUAUUGAAGCAGUGGAGCACAGGGGAGGAGACAAGUCGGGUCCUUGCCUUUCUGGCCCUCAACAACAUCUGCAGACACAAGCAAGAAACUUAUCUUGCACCAAAUCUGAAGCAAAUGUACAUUGCUUAUGUGCAAAACUGCAAGUUCACGUCGCCCAAUGCGCUGCCCAUGAUCAACUUCAUGCAGCGCACGCUUACAGAGAUGUACGCACUAGACACGCAGGCCACUUACCAGCAUGCUUUUGUCUACAUCCGACAACUCGCCAUCCACCUCAGGAAUGCCAUGACCAUGAAGAAAAAGGAAACGUACCAGUCCGUGUACAACUGGCAGUACAUCCACUGUUUAUGCCUGUGGUGUCAUGUCCUCAGCACCCUGCACCCCAGUGACGUCCUCCACCCUCUCAUCUAUCCACUGUGCCAAGUCAUCAUUGGUACCAUCAAGUUGGUACCCACAGCAAGAUAUUAUCCUCUGAGGAUGCAUUGUUGCAGAGCCCUCACCCUGCUGUCAAGCAGUACCAAUACAUUUGUCCCGGUUCUCCCUUUCCUCAUAGAGAUCUUUCAGCAAGUGGACUUCAACAAAAAACCAGGACGAAUGAGUAAGAAGCCAAUCAACUUUGCAGUCAUCCUGAAGCUGAACAAAAUAAACCUGAUGGAGAAAGCAUACAAGGAUGGAUUGAUCGACCAGCUUUAUGACCUGAUGCUGGAAUAUUUCCACACUCAGGCGAGCUCCAUUGGCUUCCCAGAGCUCGCCCUGCCCACUGUCCUUCAGCUGAAAGCGUUCCUGAAAGAAUGCAAAGUGGCCAAUUACUGCAAGGCGGUGCGCCAGCUGCUUGAGAAGGUGCAGGAGAACAGCAACCACAUCACAGCAAGGCGACAAAAUGCACCCUUCGGCGUGGCUGAUGCCAGCGCUGUGGUGGCGUGGGAGAAGGCGAUUGAGAAGGAGGGCACGCCGCUUAGCAAAUACUUCAGCCAGUGGAAGAAGUUGAGAGAGAAGGAGAUUCAGUUGGAGAUUUCUGGCAAAGAAAGGAUGGAGGAUCUGAACUUGCCAGUAAUUAAGCGCAAGAAGAUUCAUGAGAAGAAAGCAGAGGACAAGAAGGAGUUUAAGGGUUUGUUUGAAAGCGACUCUGACGAUGAUGACGAGGAGGAUACUGGACUCAAAAUCAAAGAUAAAAAGGGCAGCCAGGGGUCACUUGAUGAUGCUGAUGAUGAAGUUCUUGAAGGGCGGUCUGACAUGAGCGAUGGAGAUUCUGAAGAGGAAGAGGACGACGAAGAAGACGAGAAGGCGUCAAAGGCCCCUCAGCCGUUGUCGUCGUCUGCUCUCAUCGAGCUGGCCGAAGGAGACGACGAUGUGGUGGAGGACUUGGAGCUGUCCGACGACGACGACUGACUGACUCUCACCGGGGGAAAAAAAAAACGUUUCAACGUUUAACAUGCACGAGAUGUCUUUUCCUGUGUACAGUACAAACACAUUCUUAUGUCCUUUUAUAAAGCAUAAACUUGCAUAACA
Phyllopteryx taeniolatus (common seadragon) is the source of this 2450-nucleotide messenger RNA. It is a transcript of the gene noc2l, whose product is annotated as NOC2-like nucleolar associated transcriptional repressor. The transcript has 18 exons. Gene Ontology annotation, molecular function: histone binding; transcription corepressor activity. Gene Ontology annotation, cellular component: nucleoplasm; Noc1p-Noc2p complex; Noc2p-Noc3p complex. The coding region runs from base 96 to 2330 and encodes 744 amino acids. The record is from RefSeq and is a predicted model, not a curated record. Gene Ontology annotation, biological process: ribosomal large subunit biogenesis; negative regulation of transcription by RNA polymerase II. Lineage: Eukaryota; Metazoa; Chordata; Actinopteri; Syngnathiformes; Syngnathidae.